AUGGCUGCAGAAUCUACUGUUGUCAAUAACAACAGCAACAGCAACAGCAACAGCAACAGCAACAAUAGCAAUGAUAAUGAUAUAGUAUAUGGGUUAGCUGAUACCUAUUCUAUAAAUGGAGGUGGAGGUGCAAUUAACACACCAACAACAACAGCAACAAAAAGUAGUGGUGGUGAAAUGUUUGAAGGUGUUCAGUUGGAUAGAUUCUUGAAGCUCUACAACGGUGUAUUGAAACACUCGAAUUACUAUGAUAAUAUCGAUGCUUUUGAGGACGACGACGAUGACGACGGUGCUAAUGGUGACGAAAAAGAAGGAAAAGAGUCUGGUGGUGCCGGCGGUGGUGACGAUUCCGAAGACGACGACUCUGACAAAGAGAAGGAAAAGAAAAAGAAAAAGAAGGAAAAGGAGAAGGGAAAGAAAGAUGGUGACAAUCAACUGCUACACCAAUUCCAAUCGAUAAAGUCAUCGAUUCCAAUGUCACACUCAAAUGCAUUGUUGCAUAUGAAACAAAUCCUUUGGCAUCAUCCCAUUUCGCUUUUACCAGAUAAAUUAAAUUUAAAUCAACAACAAAAUAAUAUUAAACAACAACAGCAACAGCAACAAGUAACUGAUGAAAAUAAUAAUAAACAAACAAGUAAAGAACAACAACAACAAGAACAAGAACAACAAAAAGAUGGAGAAUUUAAUUCACUUGAAAGUAUUAGAUCAUCUGAAUUAUUCUUUCAAUUCCUCUUUGAUUUGUUGAAUGACAAGAACGAUAUGAUGAAGUAUCGGGCAUUCCAGUUACUACAGGACUACUGUAAGAGUCUGCCAGCUGCAUCGAUAGGAAACUUUGCCGAAUCUCUCAUCAAGCAUGCAGUCAGCACCCUCACGAAAAUUAUCGACACAACCUCCAACACUGACAACGAACACAUGGUUGCCUCUUCCGCCUUGAUCUCACUAGUAGUCGCACGUGAUGACCCAUCUCUCACCUUUAAAAUCAUUCGAUUCAUUCUCAAUUCAAAAUAUCAAUCUUUUUUACCAUCGAAUCUCAAACCAAUCAAUGAAAAUUAUGUUCCAUUGGAAAAGUUUGAUUUUAAAAAGUCGGUUGUAUAUGAAGCCAGUAGUAAUGCUGGCGGUAGCGGCAAGCUGAAUAUAGGCGCUGUCUACUCGAUGGCUACCGAUGGUGUAUUUAUAUUUGUACAUUGUGAUUUGGGUCUGCUUAAAUUGUCGCUUGGCCAGCAACAGCAACAAUCGCUACUGCAGUACAAGGUUGUCCAGUGGAAGAAGGACUACCACCUCGAGGGCGACGACGACAGUUCACAGCCAUCGUCGUCCUCCUCGACACCGUCUGCCAGCUGCAGCCAAGUCAACUCGAUUCACUCGUGGAUGUUUGUCAUUGGCAGCGACCUCUACUUCCGCAGCACCGACAUGGCCAACGGUAUCAUCGCGCAACUCAACAUCGACAAUCUCGAAGAGGAAUCGUUCGUCUCUGUCGAAGCCGGUGAUUGUCCACUAGGUCAAUAUCCAUAUACAAUGUUUUUAACAACAACCAAUAAUAAUAAUAGUAACAGCAACAAUAGUAGCAACAACAAUAGUAAUAAUAGUAGUGAUAAUAUAAGAGAAAGAUUAGUUAUUUUAGAAUUGGUAAAUGAUUUAAAGAAAUCUGUAUUCCCAGAGACAAGAUUACGUUAUCUUUCUUUGGUGGAUGGUGCAUUUGUACAGGACGGACCAUCUCAUCCACUACCACUCUGGUCGAAAACUACCAAGAUUCAACAGGUGAAUUGCACUAUGGUCAAUGAGAAGCAAGAUGACUCUCUUUUAUCCACUAUAGAAUCAUAUCAAAUUUCAAAGAUCUAUGCAUCUGUCAAAGGUGGAUUCUACUUCCUAAGCGAAGAUAAGAAUCUUUAUUAUUUAGGUAAAAGCGAGUUGGACAAACUUUUCAAGCCACCCUACGUCGAUAUUGCACAGUCGAACAUCCAAUUGUAUAUUGUCAAUAAGGAUGGUGUACUAGGACGUAUCACCGAUAUGAAAGCAAACACCUUGAAGACUUUUGAUUCAAAGUUCAAGGUAAAGACAAUGGUUACUACCGGUGGUGAGGAAUCCGGUUGCUAUCUGGUCGACGAUACACCGGAUGCCUGUCUGCACUCUGCUAUGAGCUGGGAUUCCGAGUUGAAGAAAGUCGAGUUGCCCGGUGGUGAAGAGACCAACCAGUGCACUCUACUGGUGGCUGCCAACCACUCGAAUGUUGUCGUUGUGAACGCCAGUGGCAUCUACGUGAAGGGUAACAAUGUAUUUGGACAGCUGGGAUUGGGACACUUUAAGAACUCCAAGGAAUUCACACGUCUCUCGCCAGCUUCACUGCCAUUCGACGUUACCGAUGUGGAAAAGAUAGAGAUUGGUCUCACUUUUACGUUGUUUUUGGUUCGUGAUGGAGUGAACCGUCGUAUCUACUACAGCGGUAACAUCAAAGGUUUGAAACAAUCCAAUCACUUUGUUGAGUAUCAACAUCACGACUUCCAUGCGUCGACGAAAUCAAUCGAGUCGAUCAUCGAUAUCUGUGCAACCGAUCAUGGAUUCAUUGUUUUGAAGCAAACAAUGAAUGUCGAUAUCGAUUGGGCAACUCUUACAUUUGGUGAUAUCAAUGUGUUUGCCGAUCGUAAGUGUUUGGGUGUCCUCAUACCACCUACAAUUGGUAGUGGUGCUGACAACAACAGUAUCACUUCCAAAACUAGCGACUAUCUACUUUAUAAUACAGUAUCCAAUCCACCAUUACAAUUGGUUAGCAAAUCGAAAGUAGCACCAAGAAAAUAUCGUUUCCAUUUGUCAAAGGUUGCCAACUUUGAAUUCAACACUGAAUCACAACAGUUGGUGAUGCUCGAUAACCGUGAGGGAAAUAGACAUCCUUACAACUCGCGAGUUUCACUCACCAAUCCAAGAGAGCGUGUCGAUCCAUUGGUUAUUAUCAAUACACUGUUGGAGACAUACUCAUCCACAGCCAAACCAAAGAGAUUGAGUGUUCCAUCGCUCAGCUCAGAGUUUAUCCAAUCGUUGCCAAAGAUGAGUUUCACCAUUGCCAAGUUCAUCAUCAAGGAAGGUCUGUCGUCAAGAGUAUCAACGACAUUCGUCAAGGUGAAUCGACCAGUUCUAUUGUGGAGUCUCCAGUUGGUUCGUUCCAGAGAGUGUUUGGUCAUGUUGAAGAUCGAAUCCGAUUCAACGCGUACCACAUACUCACAGCAACAUCGUGUCGUCGACUCAAAGAUCGAGCUGGACUAUCCAUUCGAGUUGCUUCCAAACGUUGGUUACAAGAUCACCAUUAUCUCAACAGAGAUCGACUCUAUAUUGCCAGGAAGUGCAUACUCGGUAUUCUCGGUUGGUGGCGUGCAAUUUGACUUGACACCAAGUGUCGAGUACAAACAGAUCGCUCAAGUUGUUCAUGGAUUAACAUUCAGUCCGCUUACCUCUAGCAUUAUUAACGUCGGACAAUCUACACACCGCCAAAAGUCCAUUCCAAAGGAUGCUCUGAUCGAUCUUCUCGAUUCACUGUCCACGAUGUGGAGUCAAUUCUCUGGAUCAAUAGAGAUGCAUAAAACACUGCAAAACGGUGCCAAAGAGCAUGUUGUCGAUACCCUGAUGCUUCUUGACGAACCAUUGAAUCGCACCAUCACUAUUCUCGCCAGACAUAUCCAAGUGCUGUUGGAUGACGUCGUACAGGGAACACGUGUAAUCUCGCUCAUCCACAGUGUCUACCACCACAGAACUCUCUUCACACAUCGACAGCACGACCACAAAGUAUUCAUUGCCUUCAUGGAGUCGAUCAACCAUCUGUUUGUAAAAGCAUUCCCCUACAUCUACAGCACUCCUCUGCAGCAGGCAAGCGCUAUCAACAUUGUCUACCAGUUGAUACAGCUAGGUGGAUCGAGCAGCUUCCCAGGCGCACCUUAUCUCCUGACUGCCAUGAUACAGAGUCUCUACGAAAACGAUGUCAAGUCGUUGAUUGACAUUGUCUGUGAGGACGAUGCAUUCACACGAGAAUCGAUCGAUCCAUCGCUUGUUGCAUUCUACGAUAUGCUUCAAAAUGAAAUCUAUCAACUUCAUUCAUCGUCGAAAAAGAAGUCUCAGAAACAAAGAAUGGAUAGCAGUGGUCAUUCGGAUUCCGGUUUGUUGUUCAAAGAUGUCAUCAUGUCGAUUGCAUCGAACAAGCCGUUUGAACAACCAGAUGCCGACAACAACAAGUUGGACGACUACAGAAGUAAAUCCAUUGAUCUACUGAAAUUCAUCUGGUCGUCAUCGAUGAUUGUCAAGAAUGACGACGUCGUCUUUAACCAACCAAAGGUUCAUUCGGUUGGCCGUUUCAACUCGACAAGCAGUUCGUGGUCGUACGACGAAAUGAUGGACGCCAUCUCCUUCAAGGCAGACGCCGAUAUCUACAUCACCGGUAUCGGUCUGUACGGUGACAAAGGAUCGUAUUCUGCGCGUGUCGGUGUCACUUUGGGACAAUCGGCACAGUCAUUCAACUCCACCAACUCUGUCAAUGUUUCGUGGUCAAACAAGACCGCGCGUUACAUCCAUCGUAUCGACUUGCCAGAGCCAUUCCAACUGGGUGCCAACGAAAUAAUGACGGUCUUCACCAAGAUAUCCGGUCCUUCCUCCUCCUCCGGUUACAAAGGCAAGGAGUCGGCCAGUGCCGAGGGUGUCAACUUUAAGUUUAUGACAUCACGUGUCAACUCUGACAAUGGUACAUCGCUCAACAGCGGUCAGAUUCCAACGAUUUUCUUCCAGUUCGAACCAAACUAUCGAUCGAUGGAGUUGACACCAAAGAUCUUUGAAGACACUCUAAUCGUUUCCAAGAUGAUUCUCGAGCGAUCAAAAACCAUUCUCAAGGAGCUUGCUCAACAGCGUCAAGCCAGCGCCAACGAGAUGCAACUCGAAGAUCUCAGAAACGAUCGAUUCCUCCAGAGUCUGUUGCCUUUUAUCAUUGAUUCCUAUGCCAAUGUCAAAUACAAGUCAAUCGAUAAACAACAAAAGCUGGCAACAUUCCUUGAUUUCCUUGAUUCCACUACCAAGAUCAACGCACUCUACAAACCAACCUCUAAAUCGUUGGAUAUCAACGAUUCAGCGUCAUCGCAACACUGCAUCAAGAUGGAGAGUUCACAUCCAUACGAGGAAUGUACCAAACAAACCAAUGUUGUCGAAUUCCCAGCCGAUAUUAAAUGGAUGACAAUCCAAUUUGAUUCGCGCUCUGUCACUACUCAAUCGAGUGAUCGUUUAUUCAUUUGGUUGAAUGGCGAAUACAAAACACCGCUCGUAAGAUCUGGAUUCUCAGAGAAAGAGUUCCCAAGCACCACUUUUAUUGUGCCUGGCAAUAAGUUGAUAUUCGACUUCCAAUCCGCUUCGAAUCCAGCCAAUUUCAAUGAUGCCAAUCGUUAUGGUUACUCUGCCAGCGUCAUUGGUUACAAAACACUCGGUUCCGAAGACUCUGACUACCCAUUGGCCAAACUGGAACGUCUGUUGUCAUUCUACAUCCUACAACUCUCAAGUUCUUCAUUCUUUGAUCAAAAGGAGCGUGGAUUCAUCUCUGAGGCCAAGCAGAAAUCGAAAGCUGCUGCCGCUGCUGCUGGAGCCGAAAAAGCAAAGAGAAAGAAGAGAAGAGUAGAAGAUUCCGAUUCUUCAGACUCUGACAGUGAUGACGGUAACGAAGACGAGAAGGAAGCAGCCGCCUCUUUAUCCAACGAUGAUGACGAGAAGGAGUUGGAUUUCGAUAAGAUCAUCGUCGACAACAACGCUACCAACCGCGAGGAGGCCAAAUCUAAACUCUACUUCAAGACCAUCUGGAACAAGUUGUCCAAGAAAUUGGUUGCUGAUUCCAAGCAUCAAUAUGGUAUCAGUGACCAAGUACUUUUGGAUUUUGUCAACGCCAAGAGUGGAACACUCGGUGAGGAAGUCAGUGACUUUUUCAACUCUAUCGGUAUGGCCGUUCUCAACAAGAAAGUCGAUGAGAAGGACAAGAGAAAGGAUGAUAGGGAUAAGAAAAAGGAUGACAAGAAGAAGGAUGCCAAAGAAAAAGCCAAGGACAAAGAAAAGAAUGACAAGAAAGAUGGCGAUGAAGAUGACAACUCCGACAAGGCAGAGGGCGAAGAAGGUGAUAAGAAGAAGGAAAAGAAACCUGAGGAUAAAUUCAAAGAUUUCCCUAUCAACAGCGAUGAUCUCCUGAGUGUCAGUGAGAAACUCAGACUCCGUAGACUUGCCCUCUUGAUGAAGCGUAAGAAGCAUCUCGCCAAGGAGUGGAAGAAUCAAAAGAAGAAUCUCGAGAAUGAGAAAUACAACGACUACGACUCGUCCGACUCUGACACUGACUCUGAUGAAUCCGAGGAGUCGGAAGCAGAGGAGGAAGAAGAUUCAUGGGAUGAAGAUCUCGAAGAUGACAACUCCGAUGACGAUGAAAAAGAGAAUGCCUCUGACGAUGUCUCUGGAGAGAAGGCAACCGGUAAAGAAGAGGAAGGUACCGAUAUUGAAGAGGGUAUCAAAGUUAACAUUAAAGAGAAUGGUAGUGCAACCGAAGAUAAAGAUUCCGAUGACGAAGUUAAAAUUAAAGACGACAACGACGACAACGAAUCAAACUCAUCGGACAACAAAGUCAAGACAUCCACUGUUGACAACUCUUUGAAUCAAUCGAAACCGGAAGAGGAAUCCAUAGUCGAUGCAGCAGCUGUACAUUCCGACAGCGAAUCUGCAAUCGGUGAGGAUGAUAAAAAGAUUGUUCAAGCAUCUGCAGCAUCUAAUGAAAAGGAGAGUAUAACAUCUUUCUUGAAAUACACUGGAUGGGAUACCAUCAUGAAGAAGCUCUUUGUUGAAAUCAUCAGAUUGAAUGGUGCGGAAAGUGAUUUCGUUUUGACUGUCCAAUCUAUCAAGAAUCAAAAGAAAUCACUCCAAGAAGCUAAAGAGAGCGAACAACUCACACCCUACGUUGAGUUGUGGCGUAAUGUCCAGAAGCGAUUGAACAAGUGGGCACUUCAACAAUCGACUGUCGCCGAAGAAUACGUUGGAAUCAAUAUUUUGUUUGGCGAUGAUGACGAUUAUUUCAAUGCACCACCAGAACCAAUAACCAAAAAGGAUGUCUUACCAAUUCAGAAGUUGGACUUUUUAUUUGAAUUCCUUUCACACCUUUCAAUUGGUGGUGGUGGUGGAUCAUCAGCUUCAUCCUCAGCGAAAGAUCAACAAUCAUCAUCAUCAUCUUCAUCUGAAUCAAAUUUAGAAAGAAGAUCUAUAAAUUAUUCAUUCGAAGAGUUUAUGAAUUCAUCCAAUAUCAAUACAAGUACCUACAAUCUCUUGUUGCUAAAUAAGAACUCACAGGAUUCCGCUGGAAACGCCAAUGAAAAGGUUCACAACUCCUUCGUUUCACGGUCUAUAUUGGCAAUGUUUUUGGAAAACUUUAUCAAGAUUGACUUUUUCGAUACGAUUGAAGAAACCAAGAGAAAGAAUCUCGUCAAGAUUGAUUCGCUCAAGAUAUGGUCCAAUUUGGUUGAGACACUCCAAGUUCCAUCGGCACUCGAGAACACCAUCUGGAUGAUUGCAACCAUCGUACACACCAACCAGGCACCAAAGGCUCUGUUACCAGCCGAUUGGCAAGGAAAGGUCGCUCAGAAUCUCUCCAUUACCAGUAAUAUCAAUCCAUUACUCAAGCGAGAAUUCAUUGUCCAAUUCCAUGCUCUACUGGAGGCACUAUCCAAACGUAUUAAAUUUGGAUCAUUCUCCGAUGCCAUCAUUCUCAAUGCACUCUCUUGUUUCUCAAUGUACUUGCUUCCAGAGGAUAUUUCCUUCGUCCAAAGCAGUGAGAUCUUCCCGUUGAUCUCCAAGAUUCUCUCGGAGCUACACAGCAACGAAACACGAUCACUCUUCUCACCAAUGAGAAAAGGAAAAGAAAAGAUCACACCUCAAGAAUUGGAUUAUAUCGAACAACAACAACAAUCCGAGUCUGGAAGUGUUUCAUCAAACAAUUCUCCGCUAACUUCACCACCCAGCAACUCUUCUUCUUUUGUUCCAAUACAAAACUCAUCGUUUGUCAAUAUUGCUAACAAGUGUAAGGUUGUCUUGACUAAAUCACCAGAGAUGAUGCCAUCUCUCUUUGACGAGUCAACUCAAUCGUUCUGGGAAGCAUCUGCCAAAGCAAUGAUUAAUGUUACUCUGCCAGGUGAGAAACCAACUUUUGUUCAGGAAGUCUGUGUCUAUAUCGACAAUUCCGACAAUGAAUAUCAAGUGAUGACCGUCAAGAUUAAAGCUGGAAACUCCGAGUCUUGCAUUGAUUUCUCCAAGGUUAUCGAUGUUGAGCACGAAGCCAACUACUGGAAGAUCAUUCCAAUCGGUCAAACCAUCACCAACAUCAAUAUAUCAUUCACUGGUUCCGAAUCGAUUCGAGUUCGUCAACUAAAGAUUCUCAUCCCAGACAAACAAGAGAAUAUGUCGCUCUCUCCAAACUCCAAGUUCGAUGCAACUCUGUCACUCUUGAAGCUAUUGACCUUCCAAAUCUUUGGUAUCAGUACCAGCAAGGAGAUAUCAAAGGAUCUUCGUAAUCAAGUGGCUACUCUGCUCUCAUCGAACGGAGUCUCCAAGAUUCAGAAACAGAUCUUCUCACUCAUUUCCUCCGAGGUUCAAAAGGAGAUCAUUCAUCUCGAUGGCAUCGGAUGGAACAAUGUCAAGGAUCAACCAAACAAAGACGCCUAUCUCAACGAACUGCUCACAACCUUGUCGUCGUUGAUGGAGUCUGAAGAAGGAAAAUCCUUUAUCCCAUCGAAGUCAUCGAUUUUCGCAUUGCUCCCACUGCUUCACAAGGGUGCCGAACGUAUCCAACAUCUCUGUAUCAACAUUUGCAAGGGAAUGUUGAUUAAUCUUAAACCAACACUCUUUACAGAGUUCAUGCAAGAACAAUCGAAUGUUACCGUCUCGAACCUCUCAUUCAUCCAAUAUAUGUUGCUGAUUAUUUCCAAACCAAUUUAUGUCCAAGUCAAAGGUGGAUCGAAUCCACUCGCUCACAACUACACCAUGGAUUCAUUGCUACCGAAUGUACUCGAAGGUGAGCUAUCAAUUGCCAAUGGUAAAGCAUUGAUCGAGCUAGUCAAGGAUCUGAUGAACAAAUCGGAAUCAUGGAGACAAUCGAUCGAAGAUGAAUUGGUCAACUCUAUCCUUUCGAUGAGAGUUGCAGCCACCCAACCAAUCAACACCUAUCUCAACUCUACCAAGCUGUGGAGUGCUCUAUCGGCACUGCUAAUUGUCUUUGGCAAUCAAAAGGUCAUUUCAACCAUCAACACAUCUAAUAUCUCGUCUGAGACACAGGUCAAGACUUGCCAGAAUCACGAUGACGGUGUCACUGAAGCAAGUGUGCUUUGCAACAAUUGUCAGACCAAUUUAUGUUCGGAAUGUGACCGUUUCGUUCACAUGCCAAAAGCAAAGAGAGAACACGUUAGAUCCCCAUUGGUUAACGAUGUUAUUUCCCUUGAAGUCCACGAGAAUUGUAUUCGUUUGAAACUCUCGUCCACUCUGUUUGUAUUGGACUGCGAGAAGCAAAAGGCAAUCGUCCAGACCAUCAAUAUCUCCAGCUCAGAGACAUGUCGUUUCUGCAAACAAAAAUUGGAUCUCCAGAAUCUGAUUCCAUCACACGGUAUCUCUGGUGUCUGUUCGAGUGCUGACUGUAAACAAAAGGCAGCCAACUCUUGUACCAAGAUUCACCAAUGUGGACAUUUGUGCUAUGGUAUCCGUGAUGAAGAUGAAUGUCUACCAUGUCUUCAUGGUUGCAAGAAACCAGAGUUGAUCACUACCACUACCAGUGAGACUACAACCACCACCACCACUUCAGAACACUCGCAUUCAUCGAAAUGCAAAAAGCUCACUCAAGAUCAAGAUGAUUUCUGUAUGAUCUGUUGGACAGAGAAUCUUUCUGAGGCGCCAUCGAUCCAGCUCGACUGUGGACAUGUUUUCCAUCAAGAUUGUUGUAAGCAACUCUUGGAGAAACGUUGGAACGGUGCUAGAAUCACACUUGGUUUCUCAAAGUGUCCGAUCUGUAAGACAUCAAUCCAUCAUCAAUCGCUCAAAUCAAUCACCGAUGUAAUCGAUAACAUUGGCAAUGAAAUCAUCAGAAAGGGUAAGCUGAGAAUCGACUUUUUGGGUAUUCAAAAGGAUCCACUCUUGUUGCCAGGCGGUAAAUACCACCAGAAUUUGGAUGGCUACAUCAUGGACCAAUUCGCCUACUAUCUCUGUUUCAAAUGUAAACAGCCAUACUUUGGUGGCUCCAAUCAAUGCGCUGCUGCCAUGGCUGCACCAGAGAAGUUCAAUCCCGAGGAGUUGAUAUGCGGAGGUUGUUCAUCUGACGACGUACUACCUAUCUGUCCGAAACACGGAAAAGACUAUCUCGAAUUCAAAUGUCGUUACUGUUGCUCCGUUGCCAUUUGGUUCUGCUUUGGAACUCAUCAUUUCUGUGAAACCUGUCAUAAUCAUCACACAGAACUCACAAGUAGAAACACUCAUCCUCAGUGUCCGGUUGGUCCAGGAGGUAUCGAAUUGCCCGGUGAUGAUUGUCCACUUCAUGUCGACCAUCCAAAGACUGGAACAGAGUUUGCACUCGGUUGUGGUAUUUGUAGAAACGUCAGAGAGUUUUAA
Messenger RNA from Heterostelium album PN500, 10629 nucleotides. RefSeq names its product RING zinc finger-containing protein. Gene Ontology annotation, molecular function: zinc ion binding. The transcript has 3 exons. Lineage: Eukaryota; Evosea; Eumycetozoa; Acytosteliales; Acytosteliaceae. Bases 1 to 10629 code for a protein of 3542 amino acids. Gene Ontology annotation, cellular component: nucleus. The record is from RefSeq and is a predicted model, not a curated record.